CCACACUCCACCACCUGCACCUCACCACCAGUCGGGCUAGCUCAGCUGGAUCCCAAUCGAGUAUUACUACUCUUGCUUCCCCGCAUUUGGCAUUUUUUCAUCUUUCCCUCCGAAUUGCCCUAUCGACAGUCCCUCCGCAUUCUCUCAGCGAUCCCUCCGCGAUACCUUCACCUUUGCUUUGGAUGUUUAUACUGUGGAGACACCGGGCACAACCGUAACAGCCGCAUUGAGAAAGGGAAAUUUCUCCAUGUCAACGUCGAGCCCCAGGCUGUCUGCCAGUAAGCAGAGUAACGAUGGCAAAGAGAAUACUGAUGGGGCAACGAAAUCGACGUUUGGAAAGCUGAAAUUCCGGCAUGGGAGUUCAGCCAGAUACGAUACCGACUUCGCGAAAGACCAAACAUGGGUGCGGGUCUCAGGCAAAUUGUGCUCCGAGUUCGUUGACGAGCUUCCAGAGCUAGAAGAUCUAUAUUCUAUUGUGCCAAAACCAAAGACGCCCAUUGCCACGUCAACCGCGACACCUCCAGCCGCCCAAUCAUCUCCAACAGGCUCGGCAACCCCAGUAUCAACAUCUCUACAAGAUUCGUACCUGGCUUCAUCAUCAGGAUGGACUCCCAGAUCUCUGUAUUCCGGAACGCACGUUACAUCUCCCAUCAAACGGCGGCGGACAAAUGAUUCAAGCAGCGACCGCGGAUGGUCAAUACCAGAUCCUGACGCCGACUCUUCUCUUUACCUACCCUCAUCCUUUCACGCGAGAACAACCAGUUUUCCAGGAUCGCAGUAUGGACAUGAAAAUGCUAUUGACUCGCUCCUCCGGGCGGCAGACUUCUCAGAACAAGUGAUUGAUGAAGAGACAGCAUUUGCCUCUCCGCAAAGUCAGGUUCGAGCUCCGCCUCGUGUGCCUUACGAUACACCGCGAGCUUGGUCACAGGGAAAUACACAAGAAGCAUGUUUGAUGAGGUAUUUCAUUGACGAGCUUGCUUGCUGGUUCGAUCUCUGUGAUAUGGAGCGUCACUUUGCGCUCGUGGUCCCGCAAAGAGCCCGAGAUUGUCCUGCUCUACUCAACGCAAUUUACACCGCAUCUGCAAGGCAUCUCUGCCGAAUCGACCAAUACAAGAAACAGAACUCAGUAGAGUAUCUCCAGAAAUGCCUCGCUGAUCUGCAUAUCGACACCGCGGUGGAGUAUCACAGCCGCUGCAUCCAGCACCUCGUGUCCGUCUCAGACGAUCCGGAUGCGGUAUACGACGAGAACCUGUUAGCAGCAUCCAUAAUACUACGUUUUUACGAGGAACUAGAUGCACCCCUCAACGGCGGAGACUGGGAAACCGCUCUCCAAGGCACCCAAGUCUUCAUUGAAGCACAAGCCUCAUCAGGAGCCGAAAGCGGCCUCCGCCGUGCCUGUUUCCGUGUAGCAUGUCGUCAAGAAGUCUACAUGAGUUUCGUCAAACAGAGACCAUUUCAAUCGCCGCUCAACUGCGACGAGUAUCGCUCUCUCGAGCCUGCUGACGACUUCACCUGGGCUCACAGGGUUGUUGUUCAUACUGCAGAUGUGUUGAGAUACUGUUAUGGAGAGCCCGAUGCGAAGAAUGGUGAUUAUGAUGAGCUGGUGGAGUUUCAUCGUGGUUGGGAUGCGUUGAGACCUAGUUCCUUCGAGCCGAUCUUUGAGCAGGCUCCAGAUGCUUCGAAGGGCGAGUUGUACCCUGAGAUGUGGUAUUUGUCGGAUUGUCAUGUAACGGCAGUGCAGCAUUUCGAUCUCUCCAAGAUCCUGCUUACAGUCUAUGACCCCAGGAUUCCCCGCUUAGGUCCCUCUCAACGCAUCGCAACCAAGCGAAUCGAAGACGAAGUAAGCAUAAUAGUCAAGCGCCUCUGCGGCGUAGCUAUCUCCAACCGGCGAGCUCCGCCUGCAAUGAACGCAGCUUGCAUGGCUAUUGCUAUUUGCGGAGACCAGUUCACGGACCUGAGGGAACAGAGAAGUCUGCUUGAUGUUUUGAUCUAUAGUGAUACGAAACAUGCGUGGCCGACUAAUGAGAUUCAGGGUCGGUUGAAGGAGACUUGGGGAUGGGCGGCGGAGUCUGACUAAAAUCUUCUUGUAAAUUUAGUUUUGUACCUCCUAUGAACAUAUCUUUGUAUCUAUUCUGGAAUCAAUGUGUGGACUCCGUAAAAAUCAUUAUAUCAAGUUUUGACAAAUUCUUAUACUAAAUGUGGA
Messenger RNA from Cadophora gregata, 2203 nucleotides. RefSeq lists its product as uncharacterized. Gene Ontology annotation, biological process: positive regulation of transcription by RNA polymerase II. The transcript has 8 exons. NCBI's taxonomy places the organism in Eukaryota, Fungi, Ascomycota, Leotiomycetes, Helotiales, Ploettnerulaceae. The coding region runs from base 248 to 2077 and encodes 609 amino acids. Gene Ontology annotation, molecular function: transcription cis-regulatory region binding; DNA-binding transcription factor activity. Gene Ontology annotation, cellular component: nucleus. The record is from RefSeq and is a predicted model, not a curated record.